UCACGUUCGAGCGAAGCGAAUGCCCUCGUCAUCGUGUGCGGUUCCUCUUGAAGUUGGAUUUUGUUGCAGUGGGGUGUUAAAAUUAUGUUAAUUUUGAAGUGAACAACAGUAUUGGUGAUGUUGACCUUAGGAUUGUCUUUAGUUCGCCUAAAAACUGUAAAAGAACCUAAAUUCACCGUAGUAAUCCGUCGAAAAUCGAGAAAGCUUCAAACGUGUUUGAAGCUUUCGGUUUCGCAUUAAUGGAACUAUGAACCUGGACCCUUUAACGUUUAGCUUAUUACAAAUCAAUAAUCUCGUUGUUAAUUUAAAUAAGAAGAACUUUAAGCAGACAAGUCAAGAGUUAACGCAGAUUGUCAACACUCAUGGCUUGGAAGCUGAAAAUCAACUGCUGAGGUCAUUGUUCACUGAAGCUGUGAAGGCAUCGUGGGACAACGAUCGCACGGGGACCAUUAGCUUCGGCAUCCACGCAUCUCUUCUUGCUCAGAUUCUUGCCUCUCUCCUCAACCAUCCAGCCAAAUCCACAGUUGUAUGUCGGGCUAUUGAUAACCCUGCUCGGUCUUUGCAAAAGACUCUUAAACCAACAAACACAUUACUUACUCGCCUUGCAAGGCUACUAAAAUUAACGACUGCUCAAGAUGUCGCUUUCUCACUGGUAUUAAGAAGACACUCUUCGAAGCCUGAGAUAGCAACAUUUGCAAAACAACAUCUCAAAAAACGUUUUUUGGAUCUAGUACAGUGUUAUCUCGACGCAGAGCGUGGACACCAAGCGGAGCGUGCAGGUCUUCAGGAAUGCAGCCCUGAAGUUUUGCAAACUCUAUUGACCAGUCUCACUUAUGAUAAUUUUAGAUUAGCAACAGUCACAAAGGAUUUAUUUCUUAAACGAUUACGAGUAGACUUUCCGCGAGAAGUAGUUCCUAUUGUAUUAGCUCCUCUCCUAUAUCCCGACGAUACAAAGACGCCUCUUGAGGAAAUGACAACAGGCAGUGACAUGGCCACAACGAUGAUGGAAAAUUCACUGGCCGAAGUUAUUCGUGAUCUCGGAUAUGCAUUUACAGCCUCAGUGGAAGAAUGCAAAACGCACAUGUUGAACUUUGGUGCACGAGAACCUACAGCUAUUGAUGUGGCAAGAAUCAUAUCACUUAUGGUGAGAUAUCAUGCUACUAUUCCAGAAACUCCACAAAUUCAAAACCCAGGUAAUUUCUGGGUGAACCACGAAGCCAAAAAAGAUGCUAAUCAUGGACAUGGCGAAGCAUGGAAUGCAGAAGUGUUUGUGCAGACAUUAAAAGAGCUUGCUUCUAACUUAAAUUGGAAAGAAGUAAUUCUUCAACUAGAUCACCCCGAAUUUAUUGUUCCCGACAGGCAAGGUUUAAGCUUGCUUUUUACAAUUUUACGCUUGGGUUUACAAAGCGCAGGAUACCCAGCGAAUAUCUUUCCAGUAGAAUAUCUUUGUCGACGAUGGACAAAUUUAGAAGGACAGAUGAGUCUAAUCACAAAUAUUCUCAAAUACCCUGAUGUGUUCAGCCUUGCUGAUUAUCCUUUCCAUCCAGUGUCAAUCGAUUUACUGAAGUCACCUCCAGAAACUGACAACAAAGAAGUAGCAACAUGGCGUUGUCUCUAUUUAGUUGAACUGCUUUUGUAUGCCUCUGAGCGUGGCUACUAUUUACAAGUACAUGAACUUUUUAAGUUUCCAUUGCAACAUUGUCCUGAUAUCUUGCUCUUGGCAUUGCUACAGAUCAGUCCACCUAUCACUGUUUUCAGACAAGAGUUACUGACUACACUAAUACCGAUAUUUUUGGGAAAUCAUCCAAAUUCAGGCAUCAUAUUACAACAUGCAUGGCAUACCCAAAAUCCAAAUAUAAAACCAAUUAUAAUGCACGCUAUGGCAGACUGGUACAUGCGUGGUGAUUGUGAUCAGUCAAAACUAUCAAGAAUAUUGGAUGUUGCUCAGGACCUCAAGGCACUUUCGCUGCUACUGAAUGUCCAGUCUUUCCCAUUUAUCAUUGAUCUGGCAUGCUUAGCAUCUCGGAGAGAAUAUUUAAAACUCGAUAAAUGGCUUACAGACAAAAUACGAGACCAUGGCGAGUCUUUUGUUACUGCUAUGGUUAAAUUUCUACAACGAAGAUGUCCACCAGUCAUUGGCAAAGUACCCGAAGAACAACUUCCUAAGGCAGCUCAACUACCGCCAGAAACAGUCGGCACUAUGUUAGCAUGCCUACAACUUUGCGUACCUAAUGUUCAACAAGAAUUACAGGAAGCAAUUUAUGCACUUAUCACAAAUUGUCAAACAUUAAUACUGAGUAAAACUAGACCAAAUAUUACAGGAAUACCAAGAGCUCACACAAGAGUAAUAGAAACACCCUUCAACCCUGCCGGUUUAGGCGGGCAGCUUUUCACUCCGCAUGUCGAUUCUAUUGCAAGUUUAACUCCUAAUGUAGCAAAUCUGACUCUUGGGGCUCCCGGUAAUACGGCAUUUGCAAUGCCUGGCACCCUUGGACCUUUGGUGACUGCUCCAGGGUCACCGUCUCGUCUCAUUGGUGCGGGUCCGAAUAGCCCCUUCCCUAUGAUACCGAUGCAACAUGGUGCUAAUGUGGCAACUAUGAGUGCUUUAGCCCGGAUGCCACCUGGGCCAGCAAUGGAUAAACACCGUAUACCCGAUCCAAUACAUUUUCCUGAAAUUAUGCAUAAUGUAUCGAAGGAAAUCGAAGAUGAGGCUAAUGGGUAUUUUCAAAGGAUCUAUAAUCAUCCCCCGCAUCCAACUCUGUCCAUUGAUGAAGUGCUUGAUAUGUUGAAGAAAUUUCAAGAUUCGCCUAAUAAAAGAGAACGCGAAGUAUUCUCUUGUAUGUUGCGAAAUUUAUUUGAAGAAUACAAGUUCUUUCCACAGUACCCUGAUAAGGAAUUGCAUAUAACUGCGCAACUAUUUGGUGGUAUCAUCGAAAAGGGCCUAGUUCCAAGUUACGUGUCGCUCGGGCUAGCUUUGAGAUUCGUCUUAGACGCUUUAAGGAAACCGGAGGGUUCUAAAAUGUACUACUUUGGCAUAGCUGCUUUGGACAGGUUUAAAUCCAGGCUUAAAGAUUAUCAUAAAUAUUGUGAACACGUAAGAGCCAUCCCACAUUUUAGUGAAUUCCCUCCUCACUUGAUUGAAUACAUCGAAUAUGGCUUGCAGAGUCAAGAGCCGCCAACUAAACCACAAGGAGCGGUGUUACCAGCUACUUUAGCUUCUAUGUUGAGCCAAACUGCUGUCGUAACUGUUGCUGCACCAUACAGGACGGUUGUUCCACCUUGCAUAUCAGUGUUAUCCAAGAAUGCCAACUGUGCUGCCGGUGGAAUAGGCAGUAGGCCAUCCAUUGCAAACGCAACAAACAUCGAUACAUUAUUGACUGCUACAGACAGAGACGACAAGAUAAAUACACCUCCAGAGGCUAUUCAAGAUAAAACUGCUUUCAUUUUCAAUAACCUCAGCCAGCUUAAUUUACAAGCGAAAUGUGAUGAAUUGAAAGAAAUAAUAACAGACGAAUAUUUUCCUUGGCUUGCGCAAUAUUUAGUCAUGAAAAGAGCGUCAAUUGAAUUAAAUUUCCACGUUUUAUAUUCAAAUUUCCUAGAUGUACUCAAAUUAAGGGAAAUUAAUAAACUGGUGACAAAAGAAACAUACCGGAAUAUCAGAGUAUUAUUGCGUUCUGACAAAGGCAUAGCUAACUUUUCCGACCGUUCUUUGCUCAAGAAUCUUGGUCAUUGGUUAGGCAUGCUUACCUUGGCGCGUAAUUUACCCAUUCUUCAAGUCGAUCUAGACCUCAAAGCACUUCUACUUGAAGCUUAUCACAAAGGCCAACAAGAGUUAUUGUAUGUGGUGCCGUUUGUAGCCAAGGUCUUAGAAUCCUGCGCUAAGAGCGUUGUUUUCAAACCGCCCAAUCCAUGGUCGAUGGCUCUAAUGAAUGUUCUGGCUGAAUUACAUCAGGAACCAGAUUUGAAACUUAAUUUGAAGUUUGAAAUAGAAGUACUUUGUAAAAACCUCUGUCUUGACAUACAAGACUUGAAGCCUACUCUGUACCUAAAAGAUCCAGACAAAAUAAGAACAAUAGAGUUCCAGCUCUCACAACCCAAACAAAAUAAAGAGCAACAACAACAGCAACAGCCACCGCCGCCUCAACCGCAGCCCAAUGUUAUGACCAUUAAUCAAACGAUAAUUCAAGCUCCGCAAAUACAGAUGAUACCACCACAGACGCCUAUGAUUCCUACAGAGGACAUUUCAGCUGCCGCGCCAACUCCAACUAACGGCUUAGUAAAUGAUCCUACCCUAAUGGGUGUAAUAGGAAUCCCAGAACCCAGAUUUAACUACUUGGAUGUUAAUGUAUCUUCAACUUCAGCCUUUGGGCAGAAGAUUUCGUUCAAUCCGCAUAUAUUGCUUUUCCAAAGCUAUCCGCAUUUGAAGCAAUUUGUGAAACCAGCCAUCGAACGAUCCAUACAAGAAUGGAUUCACCCUGUUGUCGACCGAUCGAUCAAAUACGCUCUGACGACAUGCGAACAAAUAAUAAGAAAAGAUUUUGCUUUCGAUCCCGAUGAAGUACGAAUGCGUACAUGUGCACACCACAUGAUGCGUAACUUGACCGCAGGCAUGGCGAUGAUUACUUGCCGGGAGCAAAUCAUAAAUACGAUCACCACCAAUUUGAAAGCUGCAUUUAUUACUGCUCUAUUACCGACUACACCACAGCAGAAGGACAUAAUCGAAAGCGCCGCAGCCGUUCUCGCAGCUGAGAACAUGGAGUUAGCGUGCGCAUUCAUACAGAAAACCGCCGUUGAAAAGGCGUUACCAGAACUCGACAAACGAUUGCUCAAUGACUAUGAAUUGAGGAAACUGGCGAGACAAGAAGGCAGGCGAUACUACGAUCCGAUCGUCUUGAGCUACCAAACUGAGAGAAUCCCAGAAAGAGUCCGCUUGCGUGUAGGCGGUCCGACAGAAUCACAAAUUGUUGUAUACGAAGAAUUCGCGUGUAACAUCCCCGGCUUUGUGCCGGUGCGUGACGCCGGUAUGUUCAUGCCGAAGCCCUCAUCCCAAGAGCAGAUUCCGCAGAUGACUUACAGCCAAGUCAUUAAUCCGACUCAGCAGAUGUACGGCACCGACGAAAUGGGUGCGCUGAUUUCGGCAGCGGAAAUGUUCCUGAGCAAUGCCCUCUCGGUUCCCUCUUUUGCUGUGCAGGCCACAAACAUGCACACCCUUCUUGAGUGUCUCAUCAUGGCAAGAAGGAAUCGUGACUUUGUUUCUGGAUAUACACUUCUUCAGAGGGCCGUAGAGGGGCUUCUAGACGGUCACAUAGUUCAACCAGGCGCAAGUAACGAGCACGUCGAGAUGAUGACUCGCUACCGUGAUAUUCACCUUCGAGUCCUGAAGCUUCUAGAAGACGCCAGGGUUUACGGGCACGCGUGGACUACGAAACAGAUAACCUGCUGCGUCACAGAAUGUCGCGACGAGCUCAAAUACAACCUGGAAGCGAUAGAUUGUCUUGUGAGAAAUCAUCUUGUUAAUCUACCUCAAUACGAUCUUGCGCUCGCGCACCUCAUGGACAGUGGGAACAAUUACGUGGCUGUAGCGUUUGCGAUGCAACUCGUACAGCUGUACCUCGUGGACGACAGGAACAACAUGUACGCGAACGAGUCGGACCUGUACCACACGACGGAGACGCUGGUGCGCAUGAUGUCGCACUCCCGCAACCCGCCGCCGGAGGGACUCGCGUCUCUCAUUGAAGCCAUCAGAAUUAACCAGGACCCGAGCACGUACUUGGGUGAGCGGUCGCCGCUCGGCCCCACUUCUCAUAUUCACACCGGAAUUAUGCAAGUGCGAAACCGUGAAUACGAUGACCCACCUGGCCUACAAGAGAAAACUGAGAAUCUAUUACGCGAAUGGCGCAACGUUUUACUGAGCCCACUCACUGAAAUUGAAAUAGCACAAAAUUUCAACAUAUAUGUGCAUCGCAUGAAUAUGAAUGGAAUACUCAAAUCGGACGACAUGAUCACAAGAUUCUUUAGAAUUGCGACUCAAAUGUGUGUCGAAAAUGUUUACCAGCUGUUGACUGAGGACAGACUGAACCCUCCGCCUGUGCCUCCAAAGAGGGAGAAAUACUACGCAAUGUGUGACUCCUUCAUAAAAUUGGUGUCUUUGCUAAUCAAGAAUACGGCAGAUGCAGGGAAUCCAACACCAAAGUUGAAUUUGUUGAACAAGAUCCUUGGAAUCAUCGCUGGUUGCUUGUUGCAAGACCAUGAAGAGCAUGGAGCGAAUUUCCAACAGCUCCCGUACCACAGACUGCUACUGAUCCUCUUCCUCGACAUGAACAUGGCUGAACCCGUUUUAGAAUCUAUGAACUAUCAGGUUCUCACCGCAUUCUGCCACACGUUCCGCAUCAUCCGGCCGAGCCUGGCGCCGGGCUUCUGCUACGCGUGGCUCGAGCUGGUCGCGCACCGAUCGUUCAUCAACCGCGUGCUCGCCGUCACGCCGCAACAGAAGGUUUUACUUUUCCAGGGCUGGGGAAUGUAUUCGACACUCCUCAUUGAUCUGUUCAAAUUCUUAGAUCCGUUCUUACGCAAUACAGAGCUCGCCUCCCCGGUAAUGAUGCUCUACAAGGGCACACUGAAAGUGCUGCUCGUGUUGCUUCACGAUUUCCCGGAAUUCCUUUGCGAUUACCAUUACGGGUUCUGCGACGAGAUACCGCCGAACUGUAUUCAGAUGAGAAACCUGAUUCUCUCCGCCUUCCCGCGUAACAUGAGACUGCCCGACCCGUUCACCCCGAACCUGAAAGUAGAUCUGUUGGCUGAGAUCAAUCUCCCGCCCCGCGCCGUCAUCAACUACGCGAACCUCAUCCCGUCGUCGCAGUUCAAGAAGGACCUGGACGCGUACCUCAAGGCGAGAGCUCCGGUCACUUUUCUCUCAGAACUGAGAAGCAAUAUGCAGAUCGUGAACGAGCCGGGCCGCAGAUACAACAGCCAGCUGAUGAACGCCGUGGUGCUGUACGUGGGCACGCAGGCCAUCGCUCACAUCAGGGCGAAGGGCCAGACGCCGAACAUGUCCACUAUAGCUCACUCCGCGCACAUGGACAUCUUCCAGAACUUCACUGUUGACUUCGAUUAUGAGGGGCGCUACCUGUUCCUGAACGCGAUCGCGAACCAGCUUCGGUACCCGAACAGCCACACACACUACUUCAGCUGCUGCCUGCUCUACCUGUUCGCGGAGGCCAACUCGGAGGCGGUGCAGGAGCAGAUCACAAGGAUGCUGCUCGAGAGACUCAUCGUCAACCGACCGCACCCAUGGGGCCUCCUCAUCACCUUCAUCGAACUAAUCAAGAACCCCAUAUAUAAGUUUUGGUCGCACGAAUUCGUCCACUGUGCGCCUGAAAUCGAGAAGUUGUUCGCGUCUGUGGCGCGCUCCUGCAUCGCCGACAAGACGGGUGCCGGCGGGGGAGAACGGGAUCUAGUUGAGUAGCGUCGAGCCAUUUGGGAGUCUGUCCGGUAUAAGCAGUACUUCCAUGGCUUUGCCGAGAGAGGCUCUCAAGAGGCGCAAGCGGAGUCAGCGCCGCAGCCCUCAACGUCCAGCGUCCCCCCGCCCAAAGUGAUGCAUUGGAACAAGCUCUUCAAGAAGUAAACAUUGACCGUGUGCGCGAAGUGCGGCCCGCGACAGGACGCUCGUGGCGCUCGUGCACGUGCCCGCCACACCGCACAUCUCACGCUCAUUCCGAGCUCGAAACAUUGACGCUGAAUUAAUUCCACGACACACAUUAUACCGGCCGAUCGAUAGACAUUUUUAAUAUACGAAAACAGUUUGACGUGCUCUGUGAUAUUUUGGUGACGCGAUAACGUUUAGUGAUUCGUGUAAAGUUGAAUGACUACAUGCCGAUUGCGGUAUAUAAGCUCGGAUCACACUCGUUUAGGUGAUCUGAAUCUAUGCAAUAAUGUAUUUCUAUUCGUCCUACUCGGUUACGCCGUGACGUGGUGACUGAUAUGUGCCCUAAUUCCCUCACUAGAUGUAUUCCCUAUUGAAUGUGUAUGUAUAUAAUGAAACUGAUGCAAUACUUAGCCCAAUAAGCUCUCGUUUGAUUCUUAAGUAGUGGUAAUUAGAAACAAUGUAUUCUUUCUCAAAUAUAUUUCCUAUAAUGCAUGUCUUAUUAAUUAAUGAAUUUGGUACCUAAGUAAUGUUUUAACUUUCCAUAGAAUGAUAUCUAUUUUAUUUUGAAAAUUUUUAAACAUGCAUGCCUCCGAAUAUGAUUUUUUUAACCCGAUGAAAAUAUAUUUAUUAAUUUGGCCUAUUUGCAUUAAAAGUCAAACAUUUCAAUGAUUAUGAAUUUACAACUGAACGUCGGUUUUGAAUUAUAAUGUUUUAAAAACAUAUGUGAUAUUUUAACUGCCGAUGUCUGUGAAUAAUAUACAUACCGAUAAGGCGUUUUGUGCUACACUCGACUCGCGAGGGUGUGCCAGAGAACGUUGUCCAUGUGAUAAGGCCCGAGGUAUACAUAAUAUUUUGGCUCUACGAAUGUUUUAUCGCUUGUUCGACGCAGACUCACUAUGUAUAUGUAAGGGGCUUUGCACGCUUACGCCACGUCUGGAUAAGCAAUGUAUUUCAACUGAUAGUUUUCUAAUAAACGUGAUCUCUGCUACACCCUUGAUCCGGCGUGAUGCCAUCAAUAUUUUUAUCAUAAUUAAAUUUGAUGUUUAGCUCGUGAAUCAUUGUCAAUUGUUUUAUGAACUUAAACAUAACUUGCGCACAUAAGUCAAUGUUUACAGACCGCAAGUCGGUGUGACUGUACGCGAGCGACUGAAGCUGCAUCAAGUUGUCCCCGUACAGAGAGACGGACCUGCGGUAUAUUGUAACAAUAAACUUAGUUUUUUGAACCGUUCGCAUAUAAGUAUAUUUUAAGAUUCACUUGUGUAAUAAUUAGAUAUAGUUGUUCAAGUACUAAUUAUUGUAGAUUUAAUUAAUACUAGCUGCUUGCCGGAGCUCCGCCCGGCUUGAUGAAUUUUUUUUUUUAGACUCAAUUUUUUAAGUUAUUCUAAUCCUAUAGGAAACGAAAUCCAGCGAAUCAAACAUAUUAAAAUCUGUUCAGCUAUUCUUGACUUUCAUAUUGUAGUGUAAUAUGAUUUUGUUUUAUACAUAUAGAUUAAAUUAAAUAUAUUAAGGUACCAAAGCGCGUUGCAUAUUUUAUCCAGGGUUUGAAAGUUGGCUUUUAAAUAUCUUUUAAUGAAAUAUAAAUUUAAAAAAUUCAAACUCAGAUGGUAAGCAGCACGGUUUGUAAAGCGUUUUUUUUUUUGUAAUUUCAUGUAAUAAAAGUGGCGUAUGAUAUGUUCUACGCUGCAACUUGUCGUAAGCCAUGUACUCCAUUUUUUAAAGGUGUUUUAAAUAAAUAUUUUUUUAAUCAAA
Messenger RNA from Colias croceus (clouded yellow), 9394 nucleotides. It is a transcript of the gene Not1, whose product is annotated as CCR4-NOT transcription complex subunit 1. Bases 248 to 7465 code for a protein of 2405 amino acids. NCBI's taxonomy places the organism in Eukaryota, Metazoa, Arthropoda, Insecta, Lepidoptera, Pieridae. The record is from RefSeq and is a predicted model, not a curated record. Gene Ontology annotation, cellular component: CCR4-NOT core complex; P-body. The transcript has 17 exons. Gene Ontology annotation, molecular function: molecular adaptor activity. Gene Ontology annotation, biological process: nuclear-transcribed mRNA catabolic process, deadenylation-dependent decay.